Molecule: messenger RNA, 2253 nt
Organism: Fusarium keratoplasticum
Lineage: Eukaryota; Fungi; Ascomycota; Sordariomycetes; Hypocreales; Nectriaceae
Exons: 8
Coding region: 1-2253 (750 amino acids)
Biological process (GO): regulation of DNA-templated transcription; DNA-templated transcription
Molecular function (GO): DNA binding; carboxy-lyase activity; zinc ion binding
Source: RefSeq, a predicted model, not a curated record
AUGGCUGAGAACCCUAGCCCAGACGAGCGGGUGCCCAUUGAUGAGUUGACCCCAGAGGAGGCGAGUCGCAUCAUCCAUUCUCACCGCAAGGUUCGCUAUGGUACCGCAUGUUGGCCCUGUCGCCAGCGUAAGGUGAAGUGCGACAACAAGCAGCCCUGUGAAAACUGCGUCAAGAGAGAACAUCCUCGGUUAUGCUCCUAUAAGCCCAACCGCUCCUCAACGGCCAAGCACUCAGCGUCGGCCGCGCCUUCAGAGGCCAGCGUGACCAACCGCAAGAGGACGCACUCCUUUUCUGACUCUCGACCCGACGAGAGCGUGCGCAAAGUUGAACGCCAGGACAGCUGGCCACGGACCAUCGCGAGCCUUGAUGAGCCGGAGCCUGCGGGCGACCGCUAUCUGGGCCAGAACAGCAUUCCCGCCCUGCUGCGCGAGCAGUCUUCACCCAUCAACAAGGGCGAGAGCGUCGACAUCCGCCAAGACAUGAGGUCUAUCCUGGGUCUGGACACGUCGGCGCCGUUCCCGCUGAUGUCGGCCCAUCACCUUCAGCGGAUGACGCAGGACAUUUCAAAUGAAUUGCCGUCCGAUCGCGAGGUCAUGAAGCUGUUCCGUGCUUACAAGGAAAUACCGCAACCGUUCUGGGGAUUUGUUAUGGACAUUGACGACCUUGAGUCCAAGCUCAUGGUUUACCUUGAAGAUCGCUCUCGGAGCGCGACUAACGGUGUCAAGUCGACCAAGCCAGUCCAAGCAUCAUGGCUGGCCAUACUAUUUGCGGUCUUGGCCGUCGGCUCACAGUACCAUGAAUCUCCUUAUCAUAUUCGAACCAGAGACUCUCAGCGAUACAUCCAGAUUUCUUUCCAUUUUCUCCGGCUGGGCAACUUUCUUCUUCGACCUUCGUUCGAUUCGAUCCAAGCACUACUUCUUACCAGCUUUGUACUACUCAACGACAUGAAGGCCGAGGCGUCGUGGGCGCUGAUGGGUUUGACAUGUCGUCUUGCCCAGUCUCUAGGUCUGCACCGAACAACACCCAGCGACAGCCGUGACAGUACGCCCCCGAACACGCAAUCGAAAGAAAUGAUCCGACGAAGGUUAUGGUGGAGCUGCGUUUGGCACGAUACCCUGACGUCGCUCUCCUUUGACAGGUGUCCGAUGACCAACUUUCCCUGCUGUCCCAUCCCUGUCAUGUCACCCACGCCGAACGGCAACUACUCAUACCUCGAGACCAUGUAUCACCUCAUGGAAAUCAUUUCGCGCCGCCUAAACCCCGAUGUAAUGAUGAGCUCGUCGUACACGCAAAUCGUCGACAACUGCGAGGCCGUUGAAAGCCUUCGGAGUCGCACUUCGCCACAACUCCAGUUCAAGGAGAGCUGCAAGACGGCCCUUGAUCGAUUACAGCACUACGCCAUUCGCCUCCAUACUUCCUUUGUCAUCUCGGUAGCCUGUCGCCCGGCGCUACGGAGGGACUGCGAGUUUGAGGCAGACCAGAGAAAGAGCCUCGCCGAUCGCUGCAAGGACAACCUAACCGAAACCGUCCGCAUGUUCCUGGCCAUGCACCAAUUAUCAGCUAUCCCGACGAGGAGCUGGGCCUUUACGUACCACGGCCUAUCAUCAGCGCUCCUGCUCGGGAUACUCUGCGAGACAAAGACCGACCCCGAGGUCCGGCAGUUGCAGGGCGAUCUGAUCGCAGCCCUGUCUGCCACGGCCGCCAAGGACGUGAGCUCACCCGAGCCUCACGUCAUAACGACGGACAAGGACAUUGAGCUCUCCGGGCCGCUCUACCGAGCUCUGACGGCGCUCAAGAACAUUUACGACCAUGGCUCCGUGGUGCCUACCCACCUCAAGAAGGAGGGUGACGCCUCUGCCGCCGGCAGCGGCAGCCGGACGCCUCAGUUCCCCUUCGGACCCGGGGGUCAGCUCGCCGGAUCCAGCAACCCGCACUUCCGCAACGUCCCACAGAGCGCCGACCCACGGGAGGAUGCCGCCCUGGCCAUGGCAGAGAUGCAGAACGGAGGCGCUGCCAUCCAAGACUUUACUGGCCUCCCGUAUAGUCAGCAGGUGCAGGCUAAUAACAACAUUAAUCUCGACAGCAUGGGCACGAUGAAUGUCGAUCCCACUCAGUACAUGGCUCCCAUGGAUCUUUACGAGUCCAUCUGGGGUGAAUCGCCGGACCCGUGGAACACGGGAAUGGACUCGUUAAACUUUGACUUUUUGGCUCAGCCGCCACCAGGCCAGCCACAGCAGCAGUUCUACUUUUAG